CAUGGUGCGGUGCGAGCUGCGCGGAGCGGCCGGACCGGUGCCGCUGCCCGAUGGCGAGGCCGUGGUCGUGGGGAGGGGGCCGCGAACCGGCGUCACCGACCGGAAGUGCUCCCGCGGACAGGUGGAGAUCGUGGCCAACUACGCUGAGGGCACGGCCCAGGUCACCCAGCGUGGAGUGAACCCCACCUCGGUUGGGGGGGCCCCGCUGGGCCGGGGGGGUUGCGCCACCCUGCGCCCCGGCCAGACCCUCUGCUUGGUCAAUGGCCUUUACCCCUUCGAGCUCCACUUUGAAGGUGCCCCCAAGCGCCCCCCCUCCUCCCCCUCCCCACCCAGGGGGGGUCCCCCCAACCCUUCCCCUUCCCCCCCAAAGCGUCCCUGCCCUCCCCCCGCCGAUGCUUGGAGCCAACAUGGAGCCCUCUUGGUCUUCACCCCCCCUGGCGUCGUCCCCAGCUCCCGGAUCGCGGGUUUUGACCUGGACGGGACCCUCAUCACCACCAAGUCGGGGAAGGUGUUCCCCACUGGCCCUGAGGACUGGAGGAUUCUGUACCCGGAGGUGCCCAGGAAGCUGAAGGAGCUGCAGAGAGAGGGGUAUAAGAUCGUCGUCUUCACCAACCAAAUGGGCAUCUCUCGGGGGCGCCUCAAGAGCCCCCAGUUCAAGGCCAAGGUGGAGGCUGUGACCCAGCGCCUGGGGGGGGCCCUGCAGGUGCUUGUGGCGACGGGGCCAGGGCUGUACCGGAAACCAGUGCUGGGGAUGUGGGAUCAUCUGUGCCAGGAGGCCAAUGGGGACGUGACGGUGUCAGUGCCCGACAGCAUCUACGUGGGGGACGCCGCUGGACGCCCCCAGAACUGGGCCCCCGGGCGCAAGAAGAAGGAUUUCUCCUGCAGCGACCGAUUGUUCGCCAUCAACGCUGGGCUCCGGUUCCACACCCCAGAGGAAUUCUUCCUGGGCUGGGCCCCGGCACCCUUUGACCUGCCGACCUUUGACCCCCGGCAGCUUGACCCCUCAGCACCACUCUAUGACCCCCCCGAGGAGCCCCUGCUCAGCUCCAGCCCCGAGGUCGUGGUGGCCGUGGGGUACCCUGGGGCGGGGAAGUCGACCUUCCUGAAGACCCAUUUUGUUCCCGCGGGAUACGUCUACAUCAACCGGGACACGCUGGGCUCCUGGCAGGCCUGCGUUGCUGCCUGUGAGGCCGCCCUGGCUCAGGGCCGCUCCGUUGCCAUUGACAACACGAACCCGGACCCUGAAUCGCGACAGAGGUACGUGGCCUGUGCCCGCGCCGCUGCCGUCCCCUGCCGCUGCCUCCACUUCACAGCCAGCCUGGAGCAGGCACAACACAACUGCAGGUUCCGGGAUAUGACCGAGAGCGGCCACGUCCCCGUCACCGAUGUUGUGCUCUAUGGGUACAGGAACCGGUUCGUGCCCCCCUCCCUCUCCGAGGGCUUCUCCCGGCUCCUGCACAUCCGGUUCCUGCCGCACUUCCGGGACCCGCAGCGGCGCCGCCUCUUCCUGCAGUUCAGCGCGGGAUGAGCCCC
Neopsephotus bourkii (Bourke's parrot) is the source of this 1533-nucleotide messenger RNA. RefSeq names its product polynucleotide kinase 3'-phosphatase (gene PNKP). Gene Ontology annotation, molecular function: ATP-dependent polydeoxyribonucleotide 5'-hydroxyl-kinase activity; double-stranded DNA binding; protein binding. The record is from RefSeq and is a predicted model, not a curated record. Gene Ontology annotation, biological process: DNA repair. The transcript has 16 exons. NCBI's taxonomy places the organism in Eukaryota, Metazoa, Chordata, Aves, Psittaciformes, Psittacidae. Bases 2 to 1528 code for a protein of 508 amino acids. Gene Ontology annotation, cellular component: nucleus.